AUGGUGUACUUGUGGAACAAGCAGAUGGUUCCUGUGCCAGCGCUUCCGGCCCCCAAGGAGGCACAGAUAGGCUGGGCUACAAAUCUGUUUUUAUAUAAUAAAAUCAUGCCAAUUUCAGUAUUUCGUCUGCAGGGUAUCAGCGAGAGAACGCAGUCCGGCAAACAGUUUCCUAGAGACCAGCUGUCGGCGUGCGCUCCGGGGCGUCUGCUGCCUUUUCCAGAGAGCCGCUGCCUUCGUGAAACCCUGAAGAUGUCAUCAGGAAACAGCACGGCUGGAGCGAGAAAUGCUAAGACCUGCAAGAGGUAUAAAAGUGUGAAGCGCCACGCCAGCAUCUAUGCCUACCCAGAGCCGCCCCACAGCAACUCGGAUGAAGAUAACGGGAAUGGAAAAGUGGACAGCAGUGACCCGGAGCAGAUCUUCCAGAACAUACAGUUUCAGAAGGAGAUCAUGUCCAAUAUCCGUUGCAGACCGUGGCCCAUGAGACAGAAAUUGAGGGCACUGAGGCAAGCGAAAGAGAUUGUGCUCAAGUACGAAGGUCGGCUGACUCGGACAAGAGGCUACCAGGCGGCUGGAGCAGAGAUGUGGCGAAAGUUUGUUCGGCUUGCAUAUAACUUUAUUGUCAUCUUUAUUCCUUGGGAAAUGAGGAUAAAGAAAAUAGAAAGUCACUUUGGAUCUGGCGUGGCUUCUUACUUCAUUUUCUUGAGAUGGUUGUUUGGGAUCAAUAUCGUUCUCACCGUCAUGACAGGAGCAUUUGUCGUUUUGCCGGAGAUCCUGGCAGGAAGGCCAUUUGGAAGCACCGACAGGAAGACGAUCCCUCCAGGGAAGGCUGCAUCCGCACAAGACCUGGAUACCAUCUGGUCUUUGGGGGGUUAUCUCCAGUAUUCAGUUUUAUUCUAUGGCUACUACGGCCAGGAAAGGAAGAUCGGAAGAGCGGGCUAUCGGCUGCCCCUGGCAUAUUUCCUCGUCGGAAUGGCAGUGUUUGCAUACAGCUUCAUCAUCCUCUUAAAGAAAAUGGCCAAAAAUUCAAGAAUGAGUCUCGCAAGUGCCUCUGAUGAAAACUACACAUUUUGUUGGCGGGUGUUCUGCGCUUGGGACUACCUGAUCGGCAACCCGGAGGCUGCAGAGAGCAAAUCGGCUGCUAUUGUGAACAGUAUCAGGGAAGCUAUACUGGAGGAGCAGGAAAAGAAGAAAAGCACAAACCUGGCAGUGACAAUAAGCUUAAGGAUCAUUGCAAAUAUCCUCGUGCUUCUCUCGCUCGCUGGAAGCAUUUACAUCAUUUACUUUGUAGUGGACCGGUCUCAGAAAUUAGAACGAACCAAAGCGGUACUCACCCUCUGGGAGAAGAAUGAGGUGAGCGUUGUGGUCUCGUUGAUCACAAUGCUCGCUCCCUCUGCCUUUGAACUGAUUGCAGCUUUGGAGAUGUACCAUCCGCGGACCACUCUACGCUUUCAGCUUGCCAGGGUUCUUGUCUUAUAUCUUGGAAACCUCUACAGCUUGAUCAUCGCACUUCUGGACAAAGUGGACAGCAUGAGCGUUGCUGACUCCAAGACUCAUAGCAAUGGAAGCAAUGCGGUGGGUACCACCUUCUCAUUAGCUGCUAAAACCCUUAUGGAAGGAGUUCCUUUCACCACCUUUCCCAACAUGCAAGUUGUGAGGAACGGCACCUUCCCCCUGGCUGAGAAUCAAACCCAGAAUUACUUCCUGCCUGUUAAUCCGGUGGUCAACAAGACGCCUUCCUACGAAUAUAACACUCAAAGUCACCAAGACCAGUGCUGGGAGACAUAUGUUGGUCAAGAAAUGCUGAAGCUGUCAAUUAUCGACAUGCUAUUCACAGUGGCAAGCAUCCUGUUAAUUGACUUCUUCCGAGGACUCUUUGUCCGAUACUUAAGUGAUUGUUGGUGCUGGGACUUGGAAAGCAAGUUUCCAGAAUAUGGAGAAUUCAAAAUAGCAGAAAAUGUCCUGCAUUUAGUCUACAACCAAGGGAUGAUCUGGAUGGGUGCCUUCUUUUCCCCGUGCCUGCCUGCAUUCAACGUCCUCAAACUAAUUGGGCUCAUGUACCUGCGGAGCUGGGCGGUCCUAACUUGUAACGUGCCCCACCAGCAAGUCUUCAGAGCUUCAAGAUCGAAUAACUUCUACUUAGCCAUGCUGCUGUUCAUGCUGUUUUUGUGCAUGUUGCCCACCAUAUUCGCCAUUGCCCGAUACAAGCCAUCUCUCGGCUGCGGUCCAUUCAGCGGGCAAGAGAAAAUCUACGACAUUGUGUCGAAAACCAUUCAAGAUGACUUUCCUGUCUGGUUCAAGAACGUGAUGACGUACAUCAGCAGCCCCGUUGUGGUCCUACCCGCCUUGCUGCUUCUGUUCAUGCUAAUUUACUACCUUCAGAGUAUUGCCAGAUCCCUGAAAUUCACUAACAAUCAACUGAGGAUGCAGAUCCAGGCUGAAAGAACGGAAGACAAGAAAAAAGUGGUCCAAAUGGCAGCAGUCAGAAUCCAGAAUUUGGAAGGAACCGGCAAAAGGCCAGAGCAGGAGAGCGACGUCAUCAGCCAGGAGUCCUCUGCUCGGUCCUCAACACCGAGGAAGAACGGCAGCGUGUUGACUUUUGAGUCCCCCAAGGGCAGCCAAAUACAGACGGUCUCCCAGUCUGUGCCCCAUCUCGACGUGACCAAGCCCAUCAACCCAACCCCAGCAAACGCUGCCCCUCUCGCUCCGGCUGCUCUACCACCCGCAGUUCCAGCCCCCGUCACACUGACACCUUCUCUUCCUACUAUACAGAAGCCCAGAAUGGAGCCCAUUGCCAACAGAUACCCCAGUUCUGCCCACGGGAGCGCGAGCGAACUCUGCAAAGCCAAGACUUACACUCCUGUGAAGUUCAAGAAGCGCGUAGAAGACGUUCAUUCAGAACCUCUCUUCCGCAAGAGCCUUCAGCAAGUCAAUCCGGAUGCCCCUGCUUUUGCGGGCCGCCGAGCUCACACGGCUAAGUAUUUUAUCGUCAACGAGCACGAACCCCGCAAAAGACUCCUCCGCUCCACCACCCGGCUGCCGAGGAAUUAUCGGAUGGAUGAGUCAGGGGAUGUCGUUGAGCUCUACCCGAGAAACGUCCGGAGGUAUCUGGUUCGGACACCGCACAGAGUGUAUUCCCCUCAUUUCAGCGAAGAGGAGGAAGAGGAGGAGUUAAGGAGAAGCAUGGCAAACAGGUCCCACCGUCCACGCUCACUGUCCGAUCUCCGAGCAGCCCCCCGGUUCUACAUCGGAGAAUGUGUAGACGGUCAGAUCCUUGCCAGCAAGCCCUUGGCCAAAAUGCACUACAAAUCUUGGGAAGGCGGCUUUGGGUUAGCGUUCGACAGGCCCCCACACCCCCACAGAAAGAUUCACAUGAAAAACAUCGAGCUGGACCAGCGGUACCCAGAACACCACGCCAAGACCUCGAAACCCAAGCACAAGCCGGAACCGUCCCCAACGGAGUCCGAUUCUGUUUCCAUCGGUUCCAGCAGCGACCAGCCAACCAGCAGCAAUGAUCAGUACAUCCAGGUCAUUCACAGCAAAGAGAAAUAUCUGAAAUCCAGAGCAAAACUAACCCGGAAGAAAUCCAAGUCUGGCAUGGACCUCGACGCAGCUGAGGCUAAUGAACUGAUAUGCUCCAAUGUCUAG
Messenger RNA from Euleptes europaea (tarantolino), 3645 nucleotides. RefSeq names its product transmembrane channel like 3 (gene TMC3). Gene Ontology annotation, molecular function: mechanosensitive monoatomic ion channel activity. The transcript is spliced from 23 exons. NCBI's taxonomy places the organism in Eukaryota, Metazoa, Chordata, Lepidosauria, Squamata, Sphaerodactylidae. The record is from RefSeq and is a predicted model, not a curated record. Gene Ontology annotation, cellular component: plasma membrane. Bases 1 to 3645 code for a protein of 1214 amino acids.